UUUCAGAAGGUUGAAAUGAGGCAGGGGAACUCAACAGUGCCAGCUGAAUUCAUUCUGACAGGAAUCACAUACAAGCCUGAGCUGCAGCUUCCGCUUUUGGGGGUCUUCCUAGUCAUCUACGCAGUUGCCAUGCUAGGCAACCUCAGCAUGAUCGUUUUAACCAAGCUGGACUCUUGCCUUCACACACCUAUGUAUUACUUUAUCAGACACCUGGCUUUCAUUGAUCUCGGCAACUGUACUGUCAUUUACCCCAAGAUGAUGGUGAAUUUCGUGGUGGAUCAAAAUGUCAUUUCCUACUAUGCUUGUGCCACACAGAUGGCAUUCUACAUUGCUUUCAUCAUCAGUGAACUUUUUAUUCUGUCUGCAAUGGCCUAUGACCGCUACGUGGCCAUCUGCAAUCCUCUGCUGUACGGUGUGAUCAUGUCUCACAGACGCUGCCUUGUUCUAGUGGGCAUCCCAUAUCUCUACAGCAUCUUCCAGGCUGUGAUGAUAACUAGUAAGAUUUUUACACUGACUUUCUGUGGUUCUAAUGUCAUUAGCCAUUUCUACUGUGACAAUGUCCCCAUGUUGCUGUUAUUGUGUUCAAAUGCACAGGAUAUAGAAUUAUUGAUCAUAUUAUUUUCAGCACUUAAUUUGAUCUCCUCCCUCUUUGUAGUCUUGGUAUCUUACUUUCUGAUUCUAUUGGCCAUAUAUGAAAUGCGUUCUACAGAAGGAAGAAAAAAGGCCUUUUCAACUUGUGGAUCCCAUCUGACAGUGGUGGUAGUAUUUUAUGGAACUCUACUUUUCAUGUAUUUGCAGCCCAAUUCCACGCACUCCUUUGAAACUGAUAAAAUAGCCUCUGUGUUUUAUACUUUGGUGAUUCCCAUGCUUAAUCCCUUGAUCUACAGCUUUAGAAACAAAGAAGUGAAAAAUGCCUUUCUAAGAAUCUUUAAGGACCAAUAUAAACUUUGUACUUGA
This is a messenger RNA of Psammomys obesus (fat sand rat), 957 nucleotides long. RefSeq names its product olfactory receptor 8K5-like. Gene Ontology annotation, cellular component: membrane. Gene Ontology annotation, molecular function: G protein-coupled receptor activity; odorant binding; olfactory receptor activity. The record is from RefSeq and is a predicted model, not a curated record. Gene Ontology annotation, biological process: sensory perception of smell; G protein-coupled receptor signaling pathway. Bases 16 to 957 code for a protein of 313 amino acids. The transcript has a single exon. Lineage: Eukaryota; Metazoa; Chordata; Mammalia; Rodentia; Muridae.